Messenger RNA from Anneissia japonica, 3652 nucleotides. Its product is annotated as long-chain-fatty-acid--CoA ligase 1-like. The coding region runs from base 101 to 2149 and encodes 682 amino acids. Gene Ontology annotation, biological process: long-chain fatty acid metabolic process. Lineage: Eukaryota; Metazoa; Echinodermata; Crinoidea; Comatulida; Comatulidae. The transcript is spliced from 21 exons. Gene Ontology annotation, molecular function: long-chain fatty acid-CoA ligase activity. Gene Ontology annotation, cellular component: membrane; endoplasmic reticulum. The record is from RefSeq and is a predicted model, not a curated record.
UUAUUGUUUUUUACAAUGGGGAAUACCCAAUUACUGACGAUUAAAAAUAACCUGCACAAUGACUGAGCUGGGCGAGAGGGUGUGAGCGGAAGGUUCAAUAAUGCCUGUAGAAGAUAUCCUUAGUUUUCUUGGCAAUAAGUCAACUGUCUUUGCAUUAGGUGCUGUUGCCAUGACUUCAUCUUAUUACUUAGCAACAAGAGCAACCCCAGUGAAGCCAGUCAUUGAUCUUAAGAAACAGUCUAUAGUACUGGAGGGAGAUGAGAGAAUUCAUGUCUCACCGUUAAUGAAAAAUGGAAAAUUCUUGGAGUACCGUUACGAGGAUGUCAGAACAGUUUAUGAUGCCUUUCUGAGAGGCAGAAGACUAUCAGGUGAUGGACCAUGCUAUGGACAAUCUACAACAUCAGGGUUUGUUUGGACAUCGUAUAAUGAGGUAUAUGAUCUUGCUCAAGCACUUGCUUGUGGACUAUUCAGCAAAGGUGUGGUAGGCGGACAGGAUACUCUGAUUGGAAUAUAUGCUCAGAAUCGAUUUGAGUGGGGGGUAUCUGAUGUUGCAUGUCUAAUGUUCAGUAUGGUGUCAGUUCCUCUAUAUGACACAUUGGGAUCAGAUGCAUGCUCUUAUAUCAUCAAUAAGGGAAACAUUGCUUCGGUUAUUGUUGACACUGAUGAGAGAGCCAGGAAGCUCAUAUCAGAUGUUUCCGAGAUGAAAUGUCUAAAGAGAAUAAUUAUGGUAGAAGAGAUUUCAGAAGACCUCAAGAGGAUAGCUGAAAAAGAAGCAGUUGAACUCUUAGGAUUUUAUGAUAUAAUAGAACUGGGAAAAAAUAAUCUUCAAGAACCAAUGCCACCUCAACCAACCGAUCUACACACAGUUUGCAAUACCAGUGGAACAACAGGAAAUCCGAAAGGUGUGAUGCUUACCCACAGGAAUAUAAUUGCAACUGCAGCCUCAUUUCAGGAAAUUGCUGAAGGGCCUUCUGAGCUUAAGUUUGAAGAAGGAACAACACAUUUGUCAUAUCUACCAUUGGCCCACAUGUAUGAGAGACUGACCCAUUUGAUGCUUUUGAUGCAUGGUGGGAGAAUUGCCUUUUAUUCUGGUGAUAUCAAGGCCAUUAUGAAAGACCUACAAGCAAUUAAACCGGAUGGAUUUCCAUCAGUACCAAGACUUUUGAACAGAGUAUAUGACAAGGUCAUUCAAAGUGUGGAAUCUGGUGGCUGGCUGAAACGCAAGCUUUUUUAUAUGGCACUGAAUGCCAAGAAGAGGGAGUUAGAUAGGGGAAUUGUGACGAGGACCAGCAUCUGGGACAAGCUUGUCUUUUCAAAAAUUCAAAACAUGCUUGGAGGGAAUAUAAAGGUGGUAUUUUCAGGAGCUGCUCCUCUGGCCCCAGAUGUCAUGACUUUCCUCAGAUGUGCAUUAGGCUGUCAUGUGAUCGAGGGAUAUGGUCAGACGGAAUCCGGAGUUGCGGUGACAUUCACUGUUCCUGGAGAUCAUAGCACUGGUCAUGUUGGCCCACCAAUUUCAUGUUGUAUGAUCAAACUUGUUGAUGUUCCUGAUAUGGAGUACUAUGCAGCCAAUGAUAAAGGAGAGGUAUGUUAUAAAGGUGUAAACAUCUUUAAAGGGUACCUGAACGAUCCAGAGAAGACCAAAGAUGCAGUAGAUGAGGAUGGGUGGCUCCAUUCAGGAGACAUUGGACAAUGGCUUCCAAAUGGAACACUGAAAAUAAUUGACAGGAAGAAGCACAUUUACAAAUUAGCCCAGGGAGAAUAUAUAGCUCCUGAGAAGAUUGAGAAUAUCUACAUGAAGAGUUCAUUAGUUGAACAGGUUUGGGUACAUGGUGACAGCUUCCAGUCAUUUUCUGUAGGCAUUGUGGUACCAGACAGGGAAACAAUGCCAAAAUGGGCAGCAGAUAAAGGUUUCCCGUGUGAAUAUGAGGAACUGUGCAGAAAUGAGGAAGUGAAGAAAAUGAUUCUAGAAAAUAUGCAAUCAAUUGGAAAGGAGAGUGGCUUGAAAUCAUUUGAACAGGUCAAAAUCAUUCAUGUGACAUCGGUGCAGUGGACUGUGGAAAAUUCAUUACUGACACCAACAUUCAAGUUGAAACGACCCACUCUCAAAAAACAGUUUGCAGAAGUAAUAUCAAGGCUAUAUUCAAAAUAACUGACUUAAUCCUGCCGAAAUACUUUAUCUUUAAUCACUAGGCUUUUAUUACUAUACAUUAGUUGCGCACUUAAGAACUGCACUGGCUUCCCGUCACUGAGCAAAUUAAAUGUAAUGUGCCCAGUUUUAUAUUCAAGUCCUUGCACCAUUCCACACCUCAUUACAUCUCGGAACGCAUCACACUCCUUUUAGCAAAAUUUGAAAGGACGUUAAGGUCCACUACAUGCUUUUCAAUCCUUCAUGUGCCUACUUGUCCUUUGGAGACUUACGGAGAGAGGUCAUUUUCUGUUGUUGGCUCUAAGCUCUGGAAUUCACAAUCUGUUCAAGGGUCUCCUAUUUGAUGAUCUUCGUGCUGUCUCAAAUCAUUCCUAUUUGACAAUCUCUAAUUUUCCUCCACCCUCCUGUUUUUGGUUUUUUCUUGUAUAGUUUUUCUUCUACCGCUUUCUUUUCUGUUUUCAACCAUAUAUUCUGAUUUUGUUCUUUUCUGUUGGCCUGGAAAGCACAUAAAGACGAAUGUCAUAUGCGCUAUACAAGUGCACAACCAUUGAUCUUUUUGGCAAAGACCAUUCAGAAAACUAAAAAAAAAAAUGGACAUCAAUAAAAAAGAGAACUAAAAUUAAAAAGCAUCAGCUCAUCAUCUGAACGUUAAUAUCAAAUAUCUUCUUAAAUCUUUGUUUAAUAAGUGCAAGUAAUACUUUUUACUAAGAAAUGCUUUUUAAUGUUUUCAUUAUUUUGCAUAUAUGUUAUUGUUAUUUGGAUGAUGUUUGCAGUUUGUAUUCAUGUUUAUUCCUUCCUCCUGGCAUGAUUGUACUUUUACUUUGCCAAAUGAAUAUUAUGAUUUAAAAUGUAUUGUUAUAAAACAAAAUCCCUAACAGGGCUGUAUAAACAAAACCUAGUUUGCAAACCAGUAUAAGAUAUAAAAUAAUAAUGUACAGUGAUUUAUACAAUAAAAAUCAUCUUGCUUAAUUAGUUUAGUGUUGAAACCGUACUUUGUAAACCAAAAUAAUUAUAUUACUUUUCAUUUUUAAAAGUUGAAUAGUUCCAGGAGCUAUAUUUUUAUAUAAUUAUGGACAUGGCAAUAGGUGAAUCUUAAACUAAAUUGUUUUAAUAUUAAAGUACUACUUACAGACUUUUAAAAGGUUUAACAACAGUGAUUGAUUUUCACUUUAAAAUUUUUUAAUAUUUAAAUUUCAUGUACUGAAAAUAUAUGCAAUUAAUUAUUAAUUUAAAUAUAAAUUAAGUGUAUGCUGCUCUACAAUGUAAAUGUACAAUGUUUACAAGAGACAAUAAAAGAAUUGAAUACAUCACUGGUUCUCAAACCUUUUUAUAUGGCGCAUCCAUACCUCGACCCCAGUUUGGUUGAAGCAAGUUGUAAGCAUAUGGCACCGCUAUCUAGGGUCAGCUUUUUAUUUGCAAACAUUUUUUACUUCACCUAAACGGAGUCAAAAUAUGUGUAUAAAGUUUGAAAAAGCCAAUUACAAGGUUUCAAUAAUAAAUGAAUAA